AUGAAGAAAUACUGCUGUGCAACCUUUAUUUUCUUAAUUAGUCUAGUAUUUAUAAUUUAUUCAGUUAAUUUCUAUUUCUUGUCGCGUUUAAGUCGUCAGGAUAGUAAUAAAAUUAAAUCAAAACUUAAUAGUCAUGAGAUUUUUGAAUAUAACGAUAUUGAAGACGAACGAAUUAAUCACGAAAAUGUCAAACUUAAGACGAUUUAUCGAAAUAGAAAUCCAAAAUAUACUUCACUAAAAGAUAAACUUAUUAAUAAUUAUAAGCCAUGCAAUCGCUCAUUGAAUUUUAGUCAAAUAUGGGAAACAGUUGAUUCUUGGUCACGGGAAACUUCUAAUGAGAUUUAUCCAGCAUACAGUUCGAGGAUGUGCCAGUUUUUGUCAGCACUCCGAGAAGUUAAAAUAUUAUCAGCACAGAAUUUUCGCAAAGGAACACAAUUAAAGCUUAAUUUCACCAUCGAAGGUGGUAAAACAGUUGUUUUUAAGCCUGCAUGGUACAACCGAAAUCAAGUGAUUGAGGGAGAGGUUUACGCUGGAAAGGAUAGACAUAAUUCAGAAAUAUUUGCCUUUUAUCUUGGUGCUGUGUUAAAUUUUCGUUCAACAGGUUUAGUUGUCGGUAGAUCAAUAAAUAUCAGGGAUAUAUUGGAGAUAGCAGAUAAGGAAUUAAGAGAAACGAUUAUAUCGAAAGGUAAUGGAACAAAACUUUGCGUAUAUGGAAAAUGUUUUUAUUGUAAGCCAUCCGAGUCAGUUUGUGGAAAUAAGACACAUUAUAUUGAAGGAGCCUUCUUAUAUGAGAUUAGUGGACCUCUCCAAAAGCAUAAAUCUCCCUGGCAAAGAACUUACAAGGAAGGAGCUAAAGCUCUAUGGGAAAUUGAGAGUGACAAUAAUAAUUAUUGUGAUAAUGUUAAGCAAAAACUGUCACUUGUUCGAUUACUUGAUCUCAUUGAUGCCUCAAUCUUCGAUUUUCUCAUACAAAACGGUGACCGUCAUCAUUAUGAAACGAGAAAGAAUCGAGUGAUAUUGCUCGAUAAUGGAAAAGGGUUUGCAAACUUUCGUACCGAUUUUACAGACAUUUUAGCUCCGCUUUAUCAAUGUUGUUUAAUACGAAAAACAACAUAUGCACGCUUGCUGGUCUUUACUGGAGGUGCACUGACCGAAAUACUUAAAGAAUUGACCAAAAAUGAUUUGCUUCAUCCAAUUUUAAUUGAUAAGCAUUACUACGCACUUGAGAGACGUUUAUUGAAAAUUUUUAGCAUGAUUGAAUUUUGUAAGACGAAAUAUGGAAAUUCAAUAUUUCAAUAA
Chironomus riparius is the source of this 1299-nucleotide messenger RNA. Lineage: Eukaryota; Metazoa; Arthropoda; Insecta; Diptera; Chironomidae. The record is from the annotation of a GenBank genome assembly.